Molecule: messenger RNA, 3748 nt
Organism: Linum trigynum
Lineage: Eukaryota; Viridiplantae; Streptophyta; Magnoliopsida; Malpighiales; Linaceae
Source: the annotation of a GenBank genome assembly
CAUGAAAGAAAAUAGUAAACCUUUUUCAGUAACAUACCCGAUAAACUAUGCACUAACCAAUAGUCAUCAUAGUCUAGCAUUUAGGGACAAGGAAGCCAUCACCAUAGAAGAUUUAUUCAAACCAUUAAUUCAAUUAGAAUCCCCUCUAUAAGUAAUAAAAUCAAAUUAUGAACAUCCAAGAAUAAGUGUAGAUGAGAGAGUCUCUUCCAUGAGACUAACCGAUAAGCAGAAAGAAAAGGAGAAAGAAGAAAACAAGGAAAUAAAAAACAUAACUAUACUUCAUCAAAAUGAUAAUACUAGUGAAAUAAAAAAGCUACAAGAACUAAUCGUAGAAAUGAGUGAAAAAUUGUAAAAGAUGCCUAACGCUCAUUACAUAAAUAAAUUGAUAGAAGGAAUAGAUGCAAUAGACCUUACAUCAGUAAACGACAUUAAUACGGUUACAUUAGAAUUAUCCCACUUUGUAUCAGAUAUUGUAGAAAAACAUAUGUGUAUCGGAAAUUCGGAAACAUUGGAAGAAGUCGUAUCUAAAACUGAAUUAAUCACCGAUAUAAUAACUAGUCUAAACAAAAUAAAGCAGAAACUAGAAAAUAGAUACAACCAAGUACAACAAAAUGACUUUAGAACUCAUACUCAUGGAAGAAAAUGAAAUUGCGAAAGAUUUUUUGUAAACAUUGAAAGGAUGUUUCCUUUGAUGUUUUUGGACCAUCUUUGUUUGGACCCUUUCACGAAGAGAAAAGAAAGCGAAGAAAAUGUAUUGGUGAAAGGAUGUUUCCUUUGUCAUUUUUUGGUAUCAGAGCCUUCAAGACAAGCCCAUCAAAUGAAAGAGACUAAUCCAUUUAAAUUAAAAAGCAUUAAAAUAAUUAGUCCAAUAGUAAAUUAAAAAAAAGUGCAACCCGAUUCAACCCGAUGGGCUCACUUUGACACCUAUAGUUACAUAUACGUUCUGGCGAAGUGAUUCAGAACUAGCGGUGCUUUUUUUCCGGGAAAGUGGAAACACCUUUUUGUUACAUUUCUUUCUUUGUGGCCACGGCUGGAAUGUGGAAAGUGCACUAGGAAAGGACAUGACUCAUGAGACAAUGGCGUAUAUUUGAAAUGCCCAAUUCACAACCUUGCAUCGCAUUGCUUGCUCUGCCUUCCAAGGGGAGACACAAGUACUGAAGUACAUGUUGAGUUAUGGGUUUUAGCCCUUGCACGUAUGACCAGGCCCAUACGUAGCAUAGGGGUUCUCGGCCUAGUAGGGUUAGGACACCCGAGUAUAUAUUGAUUUAUAUGCAUGUAAUUGUUGAGGAUAAGAAUACAAGACUCCUAUUCCCGCCGUGGACUAGUCUUGCUCACAAUGAGCAAGGAUACCACGUUAAAUUCUGUGUCGUAUUCCGUUUCAAUCUUGUUCUUCGUUUCAUUUCUCCGUUCCAAUUAACAUGGUAUCAGAGCUAUCUGCAAUGGAUUCAGAUCAUAUCUCGGCACGUUUGAACUCGAAGAAUUACGCGCUUUGGGAGUUCCAGUUCCGUAUCUAUAUCGAAGGGAAAGGGCUUCUCUCCAUGAUCGAUGGAUCGUCGUCCAGACCUAUUGUUCCGCCUGCUACCGCGCAAGCUUUGCUUCAAUGGCAGCAAAACGAUGCGGGCGUCAAGACUGCUCUUCUGAACUCUGUCGAGAAGUCGAUCGUGCUAGGUUUACGUACCCUCCCGACGGCGGCUGAUAUGUGGAGGAACUUGGCCGAAACGUAUGGAACUACAAGCGUGGCUCGUCAGUUUGAUCUCGAGAUCGCACUCUCUCAGCUUCAGCAGGGCGAUUGGGAUAUCGCCUCUUAUUACAAUGAGGCGAGGCAGCUCUGGACUGAGCAAGACUUGGUCUCUACUGCGCUGAUGCCGUCGGGAGUCUCUGAAGAAGCCCGAGCUGAAAAGAAUCGGAUUCGCUUGCUGCACUUUCUUGCGCGGCUUCGCCCGGAGUAUGAGGCGCUUCAUGCCCCGUUGAUUCACCGCGACUCACUCAAGAUGGAGGGGGUUCUCGGCGCCUUGCUGCAGGAGGAAACCCGACUUCGUACGCAAUCGGUUCUGGAUGUCAAACCUAGUCAGGGAGACGCUAGCAUCUUUGCAGUUGGCGGCAGCCGCCUUUCCCGUUUCGUUUCCACUCCUCAUGCAGGGCGAUCCGGUCCAGCUGUUGCUCGUGAAGGACAAUCCUCCCCUGCUCCUGCUGUUCCGAAUGAUGAGACGUAUGACUCCGCCUUCGCAGCCCUCCGUCCACAAUUUCAGCGUCGCUCUGACGUCGAAUGCCAUCACUGCCACCUCAAGGGCCACACCCAGAAGUUCUGCUGGAAAAGAAAUUGGUGCGUGUACUGUAAAAAGGACGGCCACAUUAUCCCUGAUUUUCCAUCUCUGCAGGUUCGAGUGAGGGACGCUAGCAGCUCUUCUGGUGGCUCUUCUCAAGCUCGACCGGCCUUUGCUACACAGCCUGCCGAGUCUGUGGGCAGUGAUGUUGUGACUCCUGGUGCUUUGGAGCAACUUGUAAGCAAGGCGGUUGCCUCCGCCUUCGCCAGUCUGCAGGUUUCCGGUAAGCCUCUUCCAUGGAUUCUCGAUUCUGCCUGUUUUAACCAUACGACCGAACGUUUGUCUGCUUUGGAGAAUGUCCAUCCUGGUCCGGGUAUACUAUUACAGGUUGCUAAUGGCAAUAAUUUAACUGUUGAGGGUGAGGGCACGGUUUCUCAACCUGCCAUUACACUUCCCUCCACGUUUCAUGUGCCUGCUCUUGUUCCCAAUCUUGUUUCGGUUGGCCAGCUCACUGAUCAAAACUGUUGGGUUGUUUUUGCACCAUCUGGUUGCUCUGUGCAGGAUCUGACGACAGGGAGGGAGAUCGGUCGGGGUAGCAAGUACGAGCGCAUCUUUCAUUUGGAGAAGCUUGAUGCGCCGCCUCCUGUCACAUCAUCAUCAUCGUUAGUUCCUUCGGUGUCUAGAUUGUCUCCCUGUUUGGCUGUGUUUUCUCGUAUUUGUGAUAAGAAUUUUCAUUUGUGGCACUCACGUUUGGGUCAUCCCAACUCUGGUCGGCUUGCAACUAUGUUUAGACCGCGGUUAUUUGGUGAUAAUGUGAUUGGUGAUUCUUCGGAUUUUUUUUGUACUUGUUGUGUUGAGGCUAAAGCUACUCGCUCCUCAUUUCCUUCUAGCCAAACUGUUAUCGUUGAACCCUUUCACAUUAUUCACACUGAUCUCUGGGGUCCUAGCCCCGUGACCUCUCGCCAUGGCUAUAAGUACUUUGCACUUUUUGUCGACCAUGCCACUCGAUAUAUUUGGGUGUAUUUUCUUCGUCUCAAGUCUGACCUUCUUGUUGUAGCCACUUAUUUUAUCACCAUGAUCCAGACCCAAUUCUCUAUAGUCAUUCGUGUCAUUCGUGCUGAUGAGGGUGGUGAAUUUAGUUCUCAUCCCCUUCUUUAGCUCUAUCGGUCUAGUGGUAUUCUCUCUCAAAAGGCUUGUCCCGAUACCUCUCAGCAAAAUGGUCUGGUUGAACGUAAGAACAUGCAUGUCAUGGAGAUUACUCGUGCCCUUUUGUUAGCCUCCCAUGUUCCGUCCUCCUUCUGGUCUGAAACUGUGUCUAGCGUUGUUCGUUUAAUCAACUACCAAAUCACUCAUGUCCUUGGUCAGUCUAGUCCAUACCAUAAGCUCUUUGAUAAACAUCCACCUUACUCUCGUCUUCGUGUGUUUGGUUGUACCUGUUUCGUUCUCCGUCCCCGAUCCGAGCGCACUAAACUUAUGUCUAAAAC